CCUCACACAACCUUCAGACACAGGGUCACGAUCCUGUCACGACGACGACGACGACAACGACGACGACCACUGCCCGCAAGUUGCAACAACCUGAACAACACCAGCGGCAGCAUCAACACCACCGCUCGCCGCCCUUUACUAGUGUACCAGUUCCAGCUCCUCACCAAAACGGCACUUGAGUCUCGAGGUACCAUCCCGAGUACACCGGCUAUGCCACGACGGCCGGCGGUUGCGAUGACCAUGCCGCAAUGCAGCCUGCGCGUCCUCUCCUCAUCCUUCUGCACAUCGUGACCUACCGUACGGAUACGCAAUACGCAGUUAAGGUCCUGUACUGCACACCGCACCGUCCGCACCUCACCGCACCGCACGUACAAUACUUCGUACACGCGCGCUAUACCAUACGAGACCGAGACGAAGAAAAACAACCUGCUCAGUACCCCGUUUCCCUCUUAAUUGGGCAUAUGCCGCGAAUAUGUCGACCACAAAUAGUAACACCCUCUUCCUUGUUGCGAGCCACCCGACCCAGCGUGACGGUGUCAACUUUGUCGAGGUCUCGGGAGGGAUCAAUGGUUUGUUUUCUGAGUCAAGUUACCUUACUUUUCAAAACAGCCUUCGGCGAUGCCAUGCCACGCCAUCCCAAGCCCCAUACUAUGCGGCGCUCUGCCACGCGCGCAACACGAGUAUCCAUCCUUACCUUCAACAGUAAUACCAUACUCCGUAGAAAGAGAAAGAGGACCGAAUUCUCUAAAGUUCCUCCUCCUCAUCAGUCAUGAACAAGAUCCACCGACCAUGUGCCGUGGCCGAAACCAA
Molecule: messenger RNA, 810 nt
Organism: Colletotrichum acutatum
Lineage: Eukaryota; Fungi; Ascomycota; Sordariomycetes; Glomerellales; Glomerellaceae
Exons: 2
Coding region: 249-773 (174 amino acids)
Source: RefSeq, a predicted model, not a curated record